Molecule: messenger RNA, 977 nt
Organism: Setaria italica (foxtail millet)
Lineage: Eukaryota; Viridiplantae; Streptophyta; Magnoliopsida; Poales; Poaceae
Exons: 3
Coding region: 26-793 (255 amino acids)
Source: RefSeq, a predicted model, not a curated record
UAAAAAAAAAUAGAGAUAGUAAAAAAUGGGCAGUCUGUUCGAGAGAUUCUCUAGAAACCCCACUCCCACAACGCGGAUCGGCGCAGGGUUUCCUCCAUUUCCUUCCACCGGAAGCUUCUCUCCUCCCUCCCCACCACGAGACGAGCCCAGGCGAUCAGGCGAGAGCGGAGCCAUGGCGGCGCCCUUCAUCUACUGCCGCUCCUCCAUCGAAGGCAACACCGAAGACGCUCUCCUCAAGGCUGCCUUCGACGGAGACCUCGCCCGCGUCAAAGGCAUCAUCAAGACCCUUGGCAUAGGAACUGGCAACCGAGCAGCAGUCUUUUCUUAUACUAACAAGCAUGGCUCCAGCUACAACCCCGACGACGUCGCGCCGGCCGGGCCGAGUGCUAGGAGAGUUGCCGCUACGCCGCCGCCGUCGCACACGGUGCAGCAGGCGCAUGCAGCUUCUCCCUCGUUCCCCCGACUCGGCCGUGACCAGGUGUCUUCCCCCAGGAGGCCGGCGACGCGGCAAUGGCGGCCCCGAGGGUGCGUUCCGGCGACGGCGACUGAGUCAACGCGUUUGGGCGCCAAGACGGCGAACACAGCAGCACCGCGCCCUCCCGUGACGGCACAGGCUCCAAGACGUGAGGUGACGGCGACAUGUGCCACUGUUGCUGACCAGCAAGCGGCGCGCCCAUACCCUGGCACGAUGACGACGCUACAGUGCGUCCUUCCAGGCGCGGGAACGCAGGCUCGUGACUCACACACAUAUGAUCCCCCUACGCCUGCUAGCGCCGAGCUUACUCCCUGUUGAGCUGCUGCCACGGCAGCCCAGCCCAACUAGGCGCCAUGAAGAUCCUACGCUGAUCGAAGUUGUUGCCUGCCGGUGCAAGACCCCAGCGUAGGGGGUAUUUGGAUCCUGCGUGUCACAUCGAAUAUUCGGAAAUAUUCGGAUGUUAGGAGUACUAAAUAUGAGCUAAUUACAAAAUUAAUUGCAG